Messenger RNA from Protopterus annectens (West African lungfish), 3084 nucleotides. It is a transcript of the gene TAL1, whose product is annotated as TAL bHLH transcription factor 1, erythroid differentiation factor. Gene Ontology annotation, biological process: regulation of transcription by RNA polymerase II. Bases 200 to 1243 code for a protein of 347 amino acids. Gene Ontology annotation, molecular function: RNA polymerase II cis-regulatory region sequence-specific DNA binding; protein dimerization activity; DNA-binding transcription factor activity, RNA polymerase II-specific. The transcript has 4 exons. NCBI's taxonomy places the organism in Eukaryota, Metazoa, Chordata, Ceratodontiformes, Protopteridae. The record is from RefSeq and is a predicted model, not a curated record.
AUGUGGAAUUAUCCAAUCCUAAUGCAGUCACACAACACUUACUGCACUAAACACACACACAUAGCAGACAGCAAUGGGCCACAAAAUGGCUCCCCUCAGUUUUUCUAAGGAAAUCAGGUGAUCAUGCAAUUAGCCGUUUUCUAAGCCCAAGGAAAGUAAUUAUUCCCUCAUACUUCUACUGCAUACUUUGAGGAUUAUUAUGGAAAGAUUAAACGAAGAGGUACCUAAAACGGAUGCACAGGCUGAUACUUCUGUAACACCACCUCAUCAUAAUCAUCACCAUCAAGACCAUCAGCAUCACCACAGUCAUCACGACUCCCUGCAGAAGAAAGAAAACUCGGACAAACAGGAAAGCACGACAGGCCAAGACUGUGGGGAGGGGCUGGCAGUCCACAGAGACCAACGCCAGUCUGCUGCAGGGGCCGCAGUGCUGAUAAAUGGCGUUACCAAGGAGACAGCUCACAAAUCCCACGAUGCCCAGGACGCGGAUAUGCCGGUGAUAGAGCUCGUGAGGAGAGGUGGGGUUUUGGAUAUAAAAGGAAAGGAGCUGAAAGAAGAGCUGGCACAAAAAGUGCAGACCACCGAACUGUGCAGACCUCCGAUUCCACUUGUGUUGUCUCAGUGUCAUCCAGCCAGUGAAACCCGAAUGGUUCAGUUGAGCCCUCCUGCUCUGAAUUUACCGGCAACGAGAGCCAUGCUGUACAACAUCGGUCAGCCACUGUCCACAAUAAAUGGUGGCUAUAUGGGAGAUCAGGAGUCCUUCUCCAUGUUUAAUAAUAAUCGAAUGAAAAGAAGACCUGCUCCUUAUGAAGUGGAAAUAACUGAAGGUCCUCAGAAAGUAGUCAGAAGAAUUUUCACCAACAGCCGAGAGAGGUGGAGGCAGCAGAACGUGAAUGGUGCUUUUGCAGAGCUCCGUAAACUUAUACCAACUCAUCCUCCUGACAAAAAACUUAGCAAGAAUGAAAUUCUCAGACUGGCCAUGAAGUACAUUAACUUCCUAGCCAAACUGCUUAAUGACCAGGAAGAGGAAGGCAGCCAUGUUAUAAAAGAAAUCAAGGAGCCUGGGAUGGUACAAGAUGACCUACUCCAAGACAUCCUGUCUCCAAACUCGAGCUGUGGAAGCUCCUUAGAUGGAACUGCAAGCCCUGAUAGCUUCAUAGAGGAACACGAACCACUGGAAUCAAAACACACAAGAAAUCUCCAUCACACAGUGCUGCAUUUAGAAGGCAGUGGGCAACGGUGACCCACGUAGUAGUCUAUUCAGCAAGCAUUAUGCAUUCUCGGGAAGGACACUGAGGUGAUAUGUUUUCUCUGCAGACUGUUGAGACUGAAGAAAUGAAACCUGUUUUAUCUCAGAUGUCAUAGACAACACAGGUUUUAAUGCAAUGCCAUACACAAAGUAUAUUACUAGCUUGAUGCACUCAAGCGAGUAACCAUAUUUUUUGGAAACUCAUGCUGCAAGCACAGGGCCCCUCUUAAUAUGCUUCUCUUUGUAACCCAGCUGCUAUUUACUUAAGUUAUUAUGGGGAGUAGUAAAAACUUUCUCUAAGAUUAUUUCACCUGGCUUCAGUUCAUUGCAUUUUUGCGCAGGUGGGUCCUUUACACAAAAAUGUUAUACAUUGCAUGACUGAAAAUGUGCAGUCAGAAAGAGCUUUAUUGAGUGGAUGUCAUCAGUUCUGUAAAGUAAUAUGUAGGUCUUAAGCAGAAACAAUGAAGUCUGCCUCCUGAUGCAUAUGCAAAUAAUACAUUGAUGGGAAACAGAGCUAACAGCUCUUUCAAAAAUGUGUCUUGAUAGCAUGGCUCUGAUAUAGAAGGUAUUUUUGUGUACCUUUAUUCAGAACAAAGUUAUGAAUAAUUGCAAGACAGAGGUACUUUGAAAAUGUUAAUACAUUUGAAAGGUUUUGGAAAUAAUAGUCCUACACGCCUGUCCUGGGAGCACUGAUUCUUUCACAUGUUUGCAUCAUCUAACUUUAAUGUCAGCUUCUGUUCUGCCCCAAACUCUAUGCAUGCCCUCACUUUAACAUGGCUAAUCUCACUGCCAAUACAAUAUGCAGUGAAGCAGGCCUGUAAAAUCAAGGGCUUUGUUAACAGAAAGCUUCUUGCAUUGAAGAAGCAAACUGCAUUCUGGAAUUCACUUCCGGUGUUUGCAGAUAUGGUUGACGAUUUGCUGACCACAGUAUUUUGAGGUGGUGUGUAUCAAUGCAACCCUACGUUUGCUAUUAAGUGAUCUGAGUUGCUCUGAGCUUUUGGAGAACUUGUGUGCAAAUGCUGCAAUAUAAACUGGCUUUUUGGAUAGUAGAAUAUUAAGCUAGUUUUCUAUCUGGAAAAAGAAAAUAAAUUGAAUAAACCAUUUUUUCAUUAGCACUCUACUUCCAUUUUCUCAGAUACCUAGAGAGCUCAGUGACUGUAAUGCCCUCUAGGGAUCAUUCACUUUUUCAAAAAUCAUUAUUCCAAGUAUUAUAUUUGAAGUAUUUUUCAUUCCUUUGUAUAAUUUAGAUUAUUUGGUACUCUGAAAAUAUUUGACUUGGAAGACUGAGAUGCUUAAAUACUGAUGUUUACCUGUUUAUAAAUCAUUAUAAGAAUACUAUUUUAUGAGGCUAGCAACAGUAAGUUUAUUUACAAUACACAGGCCAAUUAAGAGUGGAUCCUAUUAUGUUUUUUUUGGAUACUAUUCUUACUAAAUGUGCAGUUGGAUAUAUGGAGAAGGGAACUUUCUUUUUCUUGUGGUUUAUAAAAAAAAAUGCUACUGCUAUUCUCUGUAAAAAUGUACAUUUUUGUUGAUGAUGAAAUAUGCUGUAUAAAGUUGUGGACUGGAAAAUUUGAAUGAAAGCAUUUUUUGUAGCCAAACUGAAACAAAGGGGUACAAAUGCACUCUCUUUACAGUCUUUGUAGAGCCUUAAAAAACAAAACAAACGUUACAUAUAGCAAAAGGAGCAGUGUAUGACUGUACUGUAUUGUGACUGGUAUGGUACAUUUUAUUUUUUUUCUGCUUGCUCGGUGUCUCAGUGUAUAAAGCCUGAUGUGUACGUUUAUACUGCACCUUCAAUACAUGUUGUACGGUAUGUGAUAAUUUUGGUUUCUGCA